Molecule: messenger RNA, 1722 nt
Organism: Aureobasidium musti
Lineage: Eukaryota; Fungi; Ascomycota; Dothideomycetes; Dothideales; Saccotheciaceae
Source: the annotation of a GenBank genome assembly
AUGUCACAACGCACGCCAUCAACACGCAAGAGCGUGGGUCAAGAACCUGUUACGUCCGUAUUGCCUGAAGGCGACAUACCCUUUGAUCCCAAACACUCCUGGAAUCAAGAUGAAGAGACACUGGCCGCGUUGGGCUACAAGCCAGAAUUCAAACGUGAAUUCAACCUUUGGACGACNUUUUGCGUCAGUUUCGCUGUGUUGGGUCUGUUGCCUAGUUUUGCCAGUACGCUGUACUAUGGUAUGGGAUAUGCUGGUACUGCUGGUAUGACAUGGGGUUGGCUGGUCGCUAUGAUAGGUAUCCAGUCCGUCGCAGCCUCAAUGGCAGAACUCUGUUCUUCGAUGCCAACAUCCGGCGGUUUGUACUAUGCCAGUGCCGUUCUGGCUCCACCCGGCUGGGGCCCUCUGGCCGCAUGGAUAACAGGCUGGUCCAACUGGAUGGGCCAAGUCACCGGCGCCCCCUCGGUCAACUACGGCACUGCUGCCAUGACCCUCGCCGCAGCCUCCAUCGUCAAUCCCUCUUUCGUACCCCAAAACUACCAGGUUUACCUCUUGACGGUGCUGUUGAUGAUCAUUCAUGCUUGUAUGGCUAGUCUGCCAACCAAGACCAUCGCGAGAGUCAAUAGCUUUGGCUCUUCGUUCAAUAUCGUGGCGCUGGUUGUUGUACUGAUUCUUAUUCCAGCGGGUACUAACAGAGAGGAGAAGGACUUGCCGCGUUUUACUUCGAGUAAGGAGGUUUGGGGUGACAUCUACGCGGGCACGGAUUUCCCUUCUGGCGUUAGCAUCUUGAUGAGUUUCAUUGGUGUCAUCUGGACGAUGAGUGGUUACGACUCACCCUUCCACCUAGCAGAGGAAUGCAGCAAUGCCGCUAUUGCCUCUCCGCGUGCCAUCUUCUUGACCUCAGCUGUGGGCGGUACCUUUGGCUGGUUCCUCCAACUCGUCGUCGCAUACACCGUCAUCUCCAUCCCUGACGCAUUAUCAUCCGACCUCGGUCAACCCUUCGCCGCCUACCUCGUCCAAGUCCUGCCUCAGAGAUGCGUCCUUGCUGUUUUGUCUUUGACCAUCAUUGCUGGCUUCUUCAUGGGCCAGGGCUGCAUGAUUGCCGCGUCGAGAGUCACGUUUGCUUAUGCCAGAGAUGAUUGUUUCCCCUUCAGCAAUAUCUGGAAACGCGUCAACAAGCACACGCAAACACCCGUCAAUGCCGUCUGGCUUAACACCGGAGUCGCUUGCGUUAUGCUCCUACUCAUCUUCGGCGGGCCCCUCGCUGCAGGAGCCAUGUUUUCCAUCGGUGCCAUUGCUGCCUUUGUCGCUUUUACAACACCCAUUUUCAUACGUGUCUUNUUCGUUGGAAACCGCUUUCGACCCGGUCCUUGGAAUCUGGGAAGGGCAUCUAUUCCUGUGGGUGUUGUUGCGUCUGCGUUUGUCAUUCUUAUGGUGCCCAUUUUGUGUUUUCCUGCUGUGGUGGGAAAGAAUUUGACGCCGGAGACUAUGAAUUGGACGUGUGUGGUUUAUGGAGGGCCGAUGGUGAUGAUACUCGUUUGGUGGGUUGUUAGUGCGAGGAAGUGGUUUAAAGGCCCGAAGGUUAAUGUGCAGCAUUUGAUGUUGGGAAGGGAGGUGGAUGGCGCUGAUGUGCUUAUUGGAGAAGAUAUUGCUACUGGAGAUGGAGAGGAUAGGGGAGUUGCUGUUGAGGGCAAAGCUGCGGAAGCUGGUAAGAGUGCAGAGUAG